Vicia villosa (hairy vetch) is the source of this 822-nucleotide messenger RNA. RefSeq lists its product as uncharacterized. Bases 1 to 822 code for a protein of 273 amino acids. The transcript is spliced from 3 exons. Lineage: Eukaryota; Viridiplantae; Streptophyta; Magnoliopsida; Fabales; Fabaceae. The record is from RefSeq and is a predicted model, not a curated record.
AUGGAGUUCAAGUUUCGUGCCAUCGACAAUGUCAAACCAACAACAACAUCGCAUUCUCCUCUUUCCCCGGCCACAUCUCUCCCUGAUCCAUCACUUCAAAUGGAUGGGGGUUUUUCUGGCCUCCGACCGUUAACCGGCGAGGCGGCACUGCAACGAGCAGUUGAGAAGGAGCAAAUCCGCCGAGAAUUAUUGCGACGGAUGGAGUUGGAGGAAGAAGUGAGGAGGGAACUUGCAAUUGAAAGAGAAUUGGGGAUUUCAAUGCAGGGGCCGUUGAAUAUUCAGGGACGGGGACUAGUGUCACAAUGUUCAAAUCCAACUGUGAUGAACUCUGUUGUUGUUGCUCAAAUGGGCUCUGCUCAAAUGGGUUCGCCUUCGUGGCAACCAACUUUGUUUCUGCCUUCUACGGCAAUCAGCCCUUCUCCAGAGAUAAGUGACAAGGACAAAGUUAUAGUGCUGGCUAGGCCAGACCCCGAACUUUUUAAUGCAAAGCGAAAAGCAGCACCAAUGCCUACUUCGGAGACUGGGCCUUCUGUAUUAGAUUUGAAGAAAAAACAGAAGCAGGAGUGGGAUUGUGCACUGUGUGGGAUUAAAGCCACAAGUAAGAGUGGCUUGAAUGCUCAUCUUAAUGGUAAGAAGCACAAGACAAAGGAAGCUAGAGAAAAUAGAGAGAUUUUCCAGAGCAACAAAAAAAGUGAAAAAUUUGGGAAUAUGAAGGCCGCUGAUACUGAUGAUACCCCGAUGGUUGAUAAAAGUAUAAAUGAACCUAAAAGUGAUGAGCAACUUGUUGAGACGGUGGUUGAUAAUGACGUAAGUGCAACAUAA